Molecule: messenger RNA, 1011 nt
Organism: Verticillium alfalfae VaMs.102
Lineage: Eukaryota; Fungi; Ascomycota; Sordariomycetes; Glomerellales; Plectosphaerellaceae
Exons: 2
Coding region: 1-1011 (336 amino acids)
Source: RefSeq, a predicted model, not a curated record
AUGAGCUUCCUUCGGGCUCUACCGCUGGUGAUCGGUACCGUCGCCCUCCUUGCCACGGCUGCCAACUUGAUCGUCCACAUUGUGCUCGCCACGCACAUCUCUCGCACAUCCCCUGUCCAGGCCGCCGCUGGCGUGUCGGCGGCCUUGGAAGGUCUCGUGCUCAUCAUCCUGGCAUGGUCGUACUCGAGGUACGUGUUCACCGCCCGGGCGGUUUCGUCACGGAGCCCGGUCGUCGUGUUCGGCAUCAGUCUGGCGGCCUGUGUCGUCGCCACAGCCGCAUCGAUAGCUGCCGUCGUUUGCUUGAGCAAGACGGCGUCCGACCUCCCCCACUCUGUCAUGGGUGCCGAUCAGAACAGCUUCCUCGUGGGAUCCUCCACUGUCCUCGGUCUUUCCUUUGCUUGCCAGAUCAUCUUUAUCAUCCUCCACUUCGUCUGGGCGCCCGUGCCGCACCACAGGGGCGGCCUGCACCACGCUGACGAGCCUCGCCGCUUGCCGCAGAUGCACGUCACAGUCCAUCCGAGCACCAGCCCCGGCUUUCCCCUCGACCUGGUGCCGCCGCCGCCGGUGCGGCGCAGGAGCAGGAGCUUCAGCCCGGCGAGGCGGCCGCAGAGCAACUCGCCCGAGCUCGAGGGCUCGGGCGAGGCCAACAUCCACCCCCUCUUCCGCUCCGACUCGCCGGUGCCGCCGCCCAACGUCACGCCCGGCACCGUCGUCGUCGCGUCGCCCAAUGCGGGCCAGGUCAUCUCCGACCGGAAGAGCGUCCGCCGGAUGCGAAGCAGCAGCCUCGCGAACGGCCAGUCGCCACUCAGCCACCAGAGCAGCUUUGAGUUCCUGCCCUCGUCGUCAGUCAAUGAGCAGGAUGAGGUCGAGGAGCAGAGCGAAAUCGAGUCGCCCAGCGAGCGCAAGAUGACGCCGCCCAUCCCCGAGUGGAUCUUGACCGCUGGAUCCAGGUCAAGCCUCACCGGGUACCAGAGCCGCAAGCUCAGGAUCGAUGCCGACCCCGGUUGCUGA